AUAUUUUAAUCCUUAUUCUAUUUUAUUUUAUUUAUGUUCCUCCUUUUGAUAGAUAAAAGGGUCAGAGUAUUGAUUAUCUGAACUGUUGAAUAUUUAGGUAUAUUAAUUAUGGCAGAGGCUUUUGCUUUCCAUUAGCAGUUAGCACCACCAUUCACUCCAAAAUGCUUCAAUUUGCCAUUGUUCUCUCUCAUCAUCACUUUUACAUUACUAUCUGCUGCUUCUAGGGUUUUCCAUUUCCCACCUGAUUUUAUUUUUUUCUUCCUAUUUUCAUGGCUGAUUUGCUCAAUCAACCUUAAAAGAAUCAUGGGUUAGUUGCGAAAACAGCUUUUAAAAGGAAGAAAGAAAGAAGAAGAUCUCCAGAUUCAGUAGCUGCAGGCUUUUCUUCUGAUAUAAGAAACCCUUGUUUUUCCGAUCCUCAUCACUAAUCUUAAUUUCCACGAAAACAUCUUCUUCAACUGUUUGAUAUUUUAAGGAAGGAAAAAAGAAUAUAUAGAAUGGCCUCUUCAAGCAGCACUUACUCAAACCCUCCGUGCGCGGCGUGCAAAUUCCUGCGGCGGAAAUGCCUCUCCGGCUGCAUCUUCGCCCCGUAUUUCCCGCCGGAGGAGCCGACGAAAUUCGCCAACGUCCACAAAAUCUUCGGCGCGAGCAACGUGAGCAAGCUGCUGAACGAGAUCCUCCCUCACCAAAGAGAAGAUGCUGUGAAUUCGCUGGCAUAUGAAGCCGAAGCUCGGCUCAAAGACCCCGUCUACGGCUGCGUGGGCGCCAUCUCCGUCUUGCAGAGGCAGGUCAUUCAGCUCCAGAAGGAGCUCGACGCCACCAAUGCAGAUUUGAUGCGUUACACUAAUCAGAAUUAUGGUCAGCAGAGGAGGAAUAUGGGUUAUGGAUCCGGAGUCGGGUCGUACAACUCCAACCCGGGCUAUUCGGUUGCAUAUUCUUAUGGGGAAAACCCGGCUGCUCAUGGCACCAACUGAAUCUCAUCAUCUUCUUCCUUUUCAUAUAUAUGUGUGUGUGUAUAUACAUAUAUAUAACACUAUCAUUAAUAUUGCAUGCAUGCUUGUGAUCAUCUAGUGUUGAUCACUUAUAUAUACACUUUUGAUAUGUGAUAUCAUGUCUUGUACUUAUAUUGAUUUGUGGGAAUAAGAGUUCAACAUUAUAUUGCGUUUGGAAUUAAUAAAGAAUAGGUUUUGGAAUCA
Molecule: messenger RNA, 1193 nt
Organism: Salvia miltiorrhiza (redroot sage)
Lineage: Eukaryota; Viridiplantae; Streptophyta; Magnoliopsida; Lamiales; Lamiaceae
Product: LOB domain-containing protein 25-like
Exons: 2
Coding region: 495-971 (158 amino acids)
Source: RefSeq, a predicted model, not a curated record